Messenger RNA from Cinclus cinclus, 5286 nucleotides. RefSeq names its product hook microtubule tethering protein 3 (gene HOOK3). The transcript is spliced from 22 exons. Gene Ontology annotation, molecular function: dynein light intermediate chain binding; microtubule binding. The record is from RefSeq and is a predicted model, not a curated record. NCBI's taxonomy places the organism in Eukaryota, Metazoa, Chordata, Aves, Passeriformes, Cinclidae. Gene Ontology annotation, biological process: cytoskeleton-dependent intracellular transport; cytoplasmic microtubule organization. The coding region runs from base 67 to 2223 and encodes 718 amino acids. Gene Ontology annotation, cellular component: cytoplasm; centrosome.
CCCGGGACGGGGCGGGACGGGACGGGACCGGCGGUACCGACCCGACCGCGGCCCCGCAGCCCCGCCAUGUUCAACGUGGAGAGCCUGGAGCGCGCCGAGCUCGGCGAGAGCCUGCUCACCUGGAUCCAAACAUUUAAUGUAGAGGCACCAUGCCAGACCGUGGAAGAUUUAACGAGUGGGGUUGUGAUGGCCCAGGUUCUUCAAAAAAUAGAUCCAGUUUACUUUGAUGAAAAUUGGCUGAACAGAAUCAAAACGGAAGUAGGAGAUAAUUGGAGGCUAAAGGUAAGCAAUCUGAAGAAAAUUUUAAAAGGAAUACUGGAUUACAACCAUGAGAUUCUAGGGCAACAGAUAAAUGACUUCACUCUUCCUGAUGUUAACCUGAUUGGAGAGCAUGCUGAUGCUGCAGAGCUUGGGAGAAUGCUUCAACUUAUUUUGGGAUGUGCUGUGAAUUGUGAACAGAAGCAAGAGUACAUCCAGACCAUAAUGAUGAUGGAAGAAUCAGUUCAACAUGUUGUCAUGACAGCCAUUCAGGAGUUGAUGAGUAAAGAGUCUCCAGUCUCUGUUGGAAACGAUGCUUACAUUGACCUUGAUCGACAGCUGAAGAAAACUACAGAAGAAUUAAAUGAAGCACUUGCGACAAAAGAAGAAAUUGCCCAGAGAUGUCAUGAGUUAGAUAUGCAGGUUGCAGCUCUCCAAGAGGAAAAGAGCAGCCUGCUUGCCGAAAACCAGAUUUUGAUGGAACGUUUAAAUCAAUCUGAUUCUAUUGAAGAUCCUAACAGUCCUGCAGGUCGUAGACACCUGCAGCUGCAGACACAACUAGAGCAGCUCCAAGAGGAAACAUUCAGAUUAGAAGCUGCCAAAGAUGACUAUCGAAUACGCUGUGAGGAACUAGAGAAGGAAAUUGCAGAACUGAGACAACAAACGGAAGAGCUUACUACACUGGCAGAGGAGGCCCAGUCUUUGAAGGAUGAGAUAGAUGUACUCAGGCAUUCUUCUGAUAAAGUAGCCAAGUUAGAAAGCCAGGUAGAGUCAUACAAAAAGAAAUUGGAGGACCUGGGUGAUUUACGGCGGCAAGUGAAGCUUCUGGAAGAGAAGAAUACAAUGUACAUGCAAAAUACCGUGAGCCUGGAGGAAGAACUAAGGAAGGCCAAUGCUGCACGCAGUCAGCUGGAAACAUACAAGAGACAGGCAGUUGAACUACAAAACAGGUUAUCUGAAGAAUCCAAGAAAGCUGAUAAAUUAGAUUAUGAAUGCAAACGACUGAAAGAAAAAGUAGACAGCCUUCAAAAAGAAAAAGAUAGAUUAAGAACAGAAAGGGAUUCUUUGAAAGAAACUAUUGAAGAACUUAGAUGUGUACAAGCUCAGGAGGGCCAACUCACCACUACAGGAUUGAUGCCUCUGGGAAGACAAGAGCCUUCAGACAGUUUAGCAGCAGAAAUCAUUACUCCUGAAAUAAAGGAGAAACUCAUCCGCCUUCAGCAUGAGAACAAGAUGUUAAAAUUGAACCAAGAAGGUUCUGACAAUGAGAAGAUUGCCUUGCUGCAGAGCCUUCUUGAUGAUGCAAACUUACGGAAGAAUGAACUGGAGACAGAAAACAGAUUGGUAAAUCAGAGACUUCUGGAAGUACAGUCCCAGGUUGAAGAGCUACAAAAAUCUUUGCAGGAUCAAGGUUCAAAAGCAGAAGAUUCAGUUCUUCUGAAAAAGAAACUUGAAGAACAUCUUGAGAAGCUCCAUGAAGCUAACAAUGAGCUACAGAAGAAACGAGCUAUUAUUGAAGAUUUGGAACCAAGAUGCAACAACAGUUCACUUAAAAUUGAGGAAUUACAAGAAGCUCUACGGAAAAAGGAGGAGGAAAUGAAGCAAAUGGAAGAACGAUACAAAAAGUAUUUGGAAAAGGCCAAAAGUGUCAUCCGCACAUUAGAUCCUAAACAGAACCAGGGUGCUGCUCCUGAGAUUCAGGCACUGAAAAAUCAGUUGCAGGAGCGGGACAGAAUGUUUCAUUCCCUGGAGAAAGAAUAUGAGAAAACAAAAAGUCAAAGAGAAAUGGAGGAGAAAUUUAUUGUUAGUGCCUGGUACAACAUGGGGAUGACUCUGCAUAAAAAAGCAGCAGAAGACAGACUGGCUAGUACAGGCUCAGGACAGUCCUUCCUGGCUAGACAAAGGCAAGCCACGAGCACAAGGAGAUCUUACCCUGGUCAUGUCCAGCCAGCAACAGCAAGGUAGAGAAGCCUUGCCCUUAGAAAGAAAACUGCCCUGUGACCCAGGCCACUCCUAUUGCAAGUGACAACAUUCAAGGAAAAUAAACCAGCAUCCUUUCUCUUUCUCCCUUGUUACUGCUAUUAUUUAACAGUUCAGGAAAGGGUUUUAUUAUGCUUUCUCAUUGCUCUGUAAUGCCCUUUGCUCUUAUUUUUUUGAGUUCAUCCCUCUCUGCAUUUUCUGAAUGUGCCAAAUUUUUGGAAACAUCUAGAGGAGUGCUGUGUAUUAACAGUCUUAUUUAUAUGAAGCCUGGUCUCUUACAGAAAGCCUCAUGUGCACCAUAUGACAAUGUAGAUUUCAUUUCAUACCACAGUUGUUACUUCUGUGCCUGUAAGGGUUGUUAUGCUUUAUAAGACUGUUUUUGUUCAAAGGGAGUUAGCUUUUUAUUUCAUCUCCUAUCCUGUUGCUUCAGAAAAAUGCUGAAAUCUCAUUACAGAAGUGCAAAGUUGGAUUGUAAUAUUAUUGUGAAAUAUAUUUCAUACUAAAAAACUCACCAAUGCAAAAAAGAAAGAUUUGGGGUUAUUUUUUAAUCUCCUAAGUGCAAAGUUUACUCUUAUUCUUGGCAUUUGGGGAAACAGUAUGAUCUUUUUCCAGGUAUUUCUUUAUCAACUGUGUUACCUCUUUUGCUGGUAGAGAUGAAUAUUUUCAAAUGGUUUAUUCCACUCUUCUUUGUCAAGUGUAUGCUUAAAUACACAGGUGGAGAAUUAGCAUGUGCUAAUCUGCUACUCUGUCAUCCAUUUAGAAAGGACAUUUGUUUUAAAAUUUUAUGAUUAUGGAUGAACAAUACGUAAUUAAUCAAGGCCCCAGUUACUAUUGUUAAUGUAUUCCAGUUGUCAUCCCCCACUAAAAUACUUGCUUUUAAUAUAUUGAUUCAGGGUAUAAUUGUAUCAGUUGCCUUACUAAUGGUACCAGUGCCUUCAGGUGAGUUUAUUGCUGACUUUGUUGGAAACUGGCUGUGAUUUGUUGUACUGCCUUUUUAGUGUAUAGCUGAUUAAUUAUUGUAACACCUUCAUGUUGAUCAGUGGAUGGAGGCUUCUCCUAUUUAGGUUCUGUUCCUGCAAAGUUGUGUUUUUUUCCCUCAUCAGUUCUAUGCAUUCCUGAUCAUUUUUGUCAAAAAAUUGAUGGAGAACAGAGAACCUGAGUGUUGGCAGGAAGUUUCAUAUUCAUACAUCUUGUUGUGAUUCACUUUUAAAUUUGGAGACUGGUUUUAAAUUUAGGUUUUUGUUUAGAGACUAUUUGGACUCUAAUGCAUGUGCAGUUGGUUUAUAAAUUUAUUCUUUCAUCUGAUUUUAAUGCCCUUCCAAGUGGAGACAUUUAUUUAUUCAUAAAUCCCUUUAGAGAAAAGAUACUAGCCUUUAUCAAUCUCCUGAAUGUCUGUUUUAAUUCAAAACUUAGGUAGAAUGAGCAGUUAAUAUUUAAAACAAGCACACCCAGAUUAAAGGGUAAUAAACAGGUGAAUGGCAUUUUUAGGUACUGUUGUUUUAUGCUCAAGUGCAUCAUCUGUUUUCAUCUGGGCUGAGAAAAGCAUUCAGUACAUGUCUGAAAAAUAUUUUCAGGUCCAGUUACGCCCCCUCCCCCCCCAGAAAACAGGUGCUGAAUUCUACAUACAGUUUUGUCUUUUAUUCCUCACAUUUGGGAAAAAAUGGUUUUCUAACGAUUUUCUGUACUUAAGCAGUUAUGACUGGUAUGGAAUGUGCUUACAAGAAUUAGAUGAGACAUUGCAAGUUUCUUUAGUGCAGAAAGUUAACAAUGCAAAGAAAGUUUUGGAUUAUUUCUGUAGCUCAGUGAGAUGAUAUGCUCAAAUCUGCUGUUUCUUAUUGAGAUACAAAAUUCUCUGUAUACAAAAUGCUAUCUAUAAUUAUUUAGACCAUUACAGUUUGUGUGGGAUAUCUUCUUCUGAUCUUGUGUGCAAUCGAUUUUAAUAACUUGAAGAACUCUUUACCACAUACUAUAUGUGAACAGGAGCAAGACUGCUUCUCUGAGGGAAUUAGAUGUUCCUGUUUGAGGUUACAGCAUUUUAUAUCACCCAGAGCAAGAACCUAAGAAUACCUAAAACUACAUUUUUAUUUUAGUUUUAAUCUGGCUAACUUUUUCUGUUACCAAAUUGUCACGGGCUGUUUGUGAAAGAAAGGGAUGUAACCUUAAUGGGAAGUUUUAUCUCUUAAUUUUGUCUGGUACUUUAAUUACUUAAUUGCUGUUAAUUAGGUGUAGGUCUAAAAGAACUUGAACUCAAUCAGCACAGUAGAAUAAAAAUAAUUGCUUUUAUUUCGUUAGUAUUUGUUUUACUGUUUUGCCUCCAAAGUUUUGAUGACAGGCUAAUGCCCCUGAGAGUUAGGAGAUGAACAAAUCCUGGUUAGAAGCCUUGUCUUUUACUUUCUAGUCUCUCAUAGCUUCUUUUGCUUCUUGGUGGUUGUUGGCUUUUCUUCUUUUCUCUUCUUUUCUCUUCUCUUUCUCUUCUUCUCUGUCUUUCCUUUUCCCUUGAAGAUAAGACACUGAAGUAUUUUCUGUAGUUCUCUUCAAAAAUAGAUACUAUCAUAUAGCAUUGAAGAGAAAUACAAAACUCAUAUUGAAUCUGAGCUUUACUGUUGCUCAUAGUAAUUGUUAGGCAAGUGAACAAUCAUUUUGUCUUUGAGAAUUUACAAACUUGCAGAAUUCUGGUGUAGAAUUCAUGUUGAAUAUGAAAACCUAAAAAUGUACUGCACUCUUACGGAAAUAUACUCGAUUGCUGUCUGGUUCUAGUAAGUCAUUGGUUAUGUCUUCUAUUAGUAAUUAAGAGGAGUUCAAUUCUUUAUUUUUCAGUGCUUCACUUCUUUAAUUUGCUGCAUACAUCCAGUCUUAAUCUUUGUGUGUGGAUGAAUGCAAGUGGUAACAUCAUUAAACCUUCUCUUUCACAAGAGCAGCUUCUUUAUUCAAAGGGUUCAGUUUCAUUAUUUUGCUUGCUUGUUAUGUAUCUUUGUAAGCAGUAUGUAUUAAGAAAAAGAAGGAGCUCAGACUGACUCCAGGGAAUAAAUAUAUAUAGGGGGUGCUACC